Podospora anserina S mat+ is the source of this 1005-nucleotide messenger RNA. RefSeq lists its product as uncharacterized. Bases 1 to 1005 code for a protein of 334 amino acids. The transcript is spliced from 2 exons. NCBI's taxonomy places the organism in Eukaryota, Fungi, Ascomycota, Sordariomycetes, Sordariales, Podosporaceae. The record is from RefSeq and is a predicted model, not a curated record. Gene Ontology annotation, molecular function: nucleic acid binding; RNA-DNA hybrid ribonuclease activity; magnesium ion binding. Gene Ontology annotation, biological process: DNA replication, removal of RNA primer.
AUGGCGAGAAAGGGGGGACCAAAGUUUUAUGCUGUUCGCGUCGGCAAAAAGCCCGGUGUUUACACCAGCUGGGAUGAGGCCAGUGACCAAGUCAUUGGCUUUGGCGGCGCAAUUCACAAAAGCUUUCCCACCCGCAAGGAAGCACAGGAUUGGUUCAACGCGGGCCGCUCUUCUUCAAACACGACAAACCAGCAGGCUAGCAGCAGCAGUACUCGCCAACCUUUCCGACAGGGACCUGAUCACCCAACACCACAAACCACCUAUCUCAUCCGACGUGGCUCUGAUCAGUCCUCGCCUCAAACCAGCUAUCCUGGUCGAACCAACCGCAAUGAUCCUGCUCCGGCCCGCGACAACUCCCCAUCACCACCAGCACCACCACCAGCAUUCCCUCGCUAUCCCAUCAUAAACACCGUCACCAACAACAUCGUCCUCCCCAAAAAGAACCCAGUCCCCCCAACCUCAACCGCCACCAGAGAGCCCCCCGCCAAAAGAGCCAGACCCAACCCCGACCCAAACGAACUGAUCGUAGUCUACACCGACGGCGCCGCCCCCGGCAACGGCAAAAGGCACGCCGCAGCCGGGAUAGGAGUCUACUUCGGCGCCGGCGACCCCAGGAACAUCUCCAAACGCCUCCCGGGCCCCUUGCAAACCAACCAGCGCGCCGAGCUCAUGGCCAUCCUCCUCGCGCUUCAGGCUUUUGACCCCGCCGAGUCGGUGGAGAUCAGAACAGACAGUCAAUACUCCAUCGACUGCGUGACAAAGUGGUAUCGGGGAUGGGUCAGAAACGGGUGGCUGUCGGCUAAGGGCGCGGCGGUUAAGAACGACGAUAUCAUCAAGCCUAUUCGGGCUCUGAUUGACGAGAGGGAUGCCGUCGGGGCGAGGACAAAGUUUACCAAGGUGGCGGGACAUUCGGGGGACCCGGGGAACGAUGCGGCUGAUCGCUUGGCCGUUCUCGGGGCUCAGCUGCCUGUAGUUGAAAGCCGCUUGCGGAGGUGGAGAGGUUGA